Centropristis striata (black sea bass) is the source of this 1773-nucleotide messenger RNA. RefSeq names its product renin (gene ren). Bases 1 to 1188 code for a protein of 395 amino acids. Gene Ontology annotation, molecular function: aspartic-type endopeptidase activity. Lineage: Eukaryota; Metazoa; Chordata; Actinopteri; Perciformes; Serranidae. The transcript is spliced from 9 exons. Gene Ontology annotation, biological process: angiotensin maturation. The record is from RefSeq and is a predicted model, not a curated record.
AUGGCUCUACUGAUGAAUUACUGGAUGUGUGUGGUUGCUCUUUCAUUCACCGUGACCUCGAGCCAAGCCUUAAGAAGGAUCUCCUUGAAGAAGAUGCCAUCUAUCAGAGAGACACUGAGGGAGAUGGGUGUUCCCGCAGAGCAGGUUUUGACUGAACUGACCCAGAAGAUCACAGAUGACAACAACGGCACUGUUCCCACACCUCUAACCAACUACCUGGACACUCAGUACUUUGGGGAAAUCAGCAUCGGCUCUCCAGCGCAGAUGUUCAACGUGGUGUUCGACACAGGUUCAGCCAACCUGUGGGUGCCCUCGCAAAGCUGCUCACCUUUCUCCACAGCCUGCUUUACUCACAACAGGUACGAUGCCUCCAGAUCUCGGACUUACGUUGAAAACGGAACCGGAUUUUCCAUCCAGUACGCCUCCGGAAACGUCAGAGGAUUUCUGAGCGAGGACGUGGUUGUGGUUGGUGGCAUCCCUGUGGUGCAGGUGUUUGCUGAAGCAGCCUCUUUGUCUGCCAUGCCAUUUAUCUUUGCCAAGUUUGAUGGAGUCCUGGGGAUGGGUUACCCCAACGUGGCCAUUGAUGGCAUCACCCCCGUGUUUGACCGCAUCAUGUCCCAGCAUGUCCUCAAGGAAGAAGUGUUCUCUGUCUACUACAGCAGGGACCCAAAACACUCUCCAGGUGGAGAGCUGGUCCUCGGUGGCACAGACCCAAACUACUACACGGGAAACUUUAAUUAUUUGGACACCAGAGAGACGGGCAAAUGGGAGGUGACCAUGAAAGGUGUUUCUGUGGGGAUGGAGAUGAUGUUUUGUGCCGAGGGCUGCACAGCCGUGAUAGACACCGGCUCCUCCUACAUCACAGGCCCCGCCUCUUCUGUGUACGUGCUGAUGCAAACCAUUGGAGCACAGCUGGAUGAAAGCGGAUACAAAGUCAACUGUGACACUGUCAAGACACUGCCCAGUGUCACUUUCCACCUGGGUGGCCAGGAGUACUCCCUCACUCAUGAGGACUACAUCUUAUGGCAAUCACAGAUCGAAGGGGACGUCUGCACCGUCACCUUCAGGGGCUUGGAUGUGCCGCCCCCUACAGGUCCCAUCUGGAUUUUGGGAGCCAACUUUAUCGCUCGCUACUACACAGAGUUUGACCGUCGCAAUAAUCGGAUAGGGUUUGCUACGGCAGUCUGACGAGAAGUUAAUCAUCAGCCAUGUUUCAUUCUUUUUUUUCUUCUAUCUUUGCUGCUAGCUUCUAUUUGUCCAGUCAUCUUUUUAGUUGCUUUUUGUGAUAACUCAUGAUAAAAAUGCAUCUGUUUUAUAAAAAUGGUAAAGAAGAGUGAACAUUUGGGAAUAUCAUCCUCCCAUUUCUUGCAAGGUCCUGCUUUCCAAUAUUUUGUACCAGUUGCACUGAACACUAAACUUUUAUUUUUAUUUAUAAGCAUUUUUACGGAAGAGGAAUGCAUUCACUUAAGAAAAAAUAUUUGGCUUGCAGAAGAAUUAAGAUAAGCAUCACAAGAAUUCCGGGAAAAACUCUCCCAGGAAGAAAUGCAUUGGUUUAUCUGGGGGAAGAAACUGAAAUAAUUAUCUCAUUCUUUUCAGAAAAACUUGGAUAAUUAUUUUUUUAAAACAGGUUUUUUUCCCCAACAUUAAACUGUUUCUCAGAAUUAUGAGAUUCAUUGAUUCAUUCAAAAAUAUAGGGCAAUUUUUCCCCAUGAAAUUCCAUGAAUGCAUAACACUUCCAUACAUUUUCCAGCAAUUGCAAAGUAUCUGUGUGUG